AAAAAAAAAAAAAAAGAAAAGAGGGAGGAAGUUAAUUUCCCAACGAACAAGACUUUCUUCCACUUGAAUACAGUAAGACCAAAGUGAACUUACCCAGCCAUUCCUUUGAGUCUGCCAACUUCACACAGGGUGCCCUAUGCUCCCACCAGGAUUUUGUACAAGAGAUUGUACAGUUUAACAUAUCAAAACCUCCAAGCACAUUGAGUGAUUAAACCCACCGAAAUGGGUCAGAGUAAAAAACGCACAUCCAUACAAGUUCCAUUUUCCUACAUAAGAUUUCUUUUAUAUAAAAUUUCAUGCUUGGAGCACACACCUUCCUGGGAACAAGAAUCACACAAGACUACAUUAGAUGCCAAUCUUGGGUUCCUCCACUGUCUUCUCUGUGUCUACCAUGACACUUAAACGUACCCAUUAUACUUACCUUUUUGUUUCCUUUACCUCCAUGUUGGACUGUAGGCUUCCCAAAGAGAAAUACAUUUUUUCCCCCUGCAUCCCAAAUGCUGAGCACGUUAUAGCCACAGAAAUACUUGCUGAAUAAACAGAGGACUAGGUGUUUCAGGAUUUCUCCUACUAGGAUCUCAGGCUGCUCUAGGAAGUUCUAACUGGGAUUUCUCAGUGCUCCUCCUGGGUGUCUGGGGUUAUUGCCUUAAACCGCAGCAGUUCCCAGAGGAGAGGGCCAAACAGAAGCUGAGCCUCUAGCUCCUUCCUCUGCACUGGUCUCCUGGAUGGCCGCAGACUGUUUGUUUCUUAGUUUAAGCACCCACAGGUCAUUCUGCUCUGAGGUUGCUCAAGUUUUAGACACCAGCACCAGAAAGCAAGGAUAAAGAUAAGUGAAGCGUCUGGGUGUCUUGUCUUGCCAGGCUCAGUACAAGUGUUUAUCAACCUUACUCACUGGAGAAAGAAGGUGAGGAGGCUCUGGGUGGGCUCUGGCCCCUGCCCCAGCUUUAACAGAGCAGUUGUGCUGUGAUCUGUUUAUGUUGUUCUGCCCUGUUGGGGACAGGAGCACCUUCUCUUAAAACAGACAGUUGAUUGUCUCUCUUCCCUGGCUCUCAGGAUGGCACAGUAUGGCAUCCUGGCCUCAAAGGAGGCCAUCCCAGUGUGCCUUUCUCUAGUCAUUGGGGAAAUGGUCAAAAAGCAAACUGAAGAUGGCUAUUUAGUCAGUGACGCCAGGCCAAUGCCUGAGGCUUGAAAAAAAAUGUGGAAAGUUCCUUGCAAGGAAAGGAGCAGGCCCAGAGGGAGGCAUUCAAAUAGCAAACAAGGGGAAUAGCUAGCAAGGGGUCCAAAUGGUAUUUACAGAGGUGUUUCUUAUGUAAGAGACUGAGAGACAGGGGAGGUCUCUGCUUCUGUUCAUCCUGGAUUUCCAAUGGGCUGAAGUCUGAUUAGUGGACUAGGGUAGACCUUGCUGUGGCCAGAGACUCUAACUGAGGCCUGCCCUUGCCCUUGAUACAAAGGAACAGACACCAAGGGCCCAGGUCCUUGUAACUCACAGGAUCUCGAGGGAAGAGGAGCUAUCAGAGUCACCCGUGCCUCUCUAUCACUUGUAUCUGAUAGAAUGAGAUGCGCUACCAUUAGGCGGACAAUAUCUGUAUGAAUCCAGAGUUCCCGGUGAGAAGUCCACCCUGGGGAUGUAGAUGUGGUAGUUCUCAGACUGGGUGAGACAACCUGAAGAGGAAAUACGGAGUGGAUGAGCUGCAUCAUUCAGCUCAGCCCGGGUGACACAGUCAUGAAGUGGACGAUUGCCUCUAUUUAACCACUCCUUGUGAACGGCCAUGGCUGGUAGCAAGGAACCAAAGGUCUCGGGAAAACCAUGAGCAGGGUUUUAGCCCCUCCGGAGCAGAUGCCUCACUGACCGACUGCUGCUGCCUUUGCCUGAUGGCCUUCAUUGGAAAUAGGAAUCCCUUCUCCCUGUGAGAUGUGUGUAUCAAGCUGUAAUAGACCUAAUUCACCUUGCACACCUUUCCGUUCAAUUUUAUCUCUGCCUCUUACUUUAAUUUGCAGAUGGCUUUCUUUUUGACCUUUCUGUGAAACAACUUUAAUGGCACAACUCAAUUCUCACCCAGGAGGGGUGGUAAAUUGCCAAGUCCUCUGAAAAAGUCAUGGAAGACUCCCAUGUACAGCAUCUGGGCAGGGCCGGGGAGCCUCACCCCGUAAUGAAGCCAGAGCCCCAGUGAGGUGGUCUGGGAAUUUGAUCCCUGUGUCAUAUCAGUGCUUGCUUUUCCAAUCCCAUCUUACCCAGGAUACGCUAGGUGUGGGCCAGCCCCCACCCCGGCCUGACCAGAGACCAUGGAUCCUGGAGCUGGGUCCGAGUCAUCUCUGACUGUCAAUGAGCAGGUCAUCGUGAUGUCAGGCCAUGAGACCAUCCGAGUGCUAGAAGUUGGCGUGGAUGCCCAGCUCCCUGCUGAGGAGGAGGGCAAAGGACCAGAGGGCGUGGCUGCUGAGCACUCCCAGGGAGGGGGCCAUGCUGAAGCCAGUGAAUCUGCUGGUGAAGCUGGGCCAGGCAACCCAGAACUCUCCACGGAGUCAACUGUGAAGUCAAUCCCCGGGAUCCCUCCGGGCCCUGCCCCUGCCGUGGCCACCUUCAGCCACGCCCCAAGCCAGCCUCAGGCAUCGCAGACCCUGACACCGCUGGCUGUACAAGCUGCCCCCCAGGUCUUGACUCAGGAAAACUUAGCCACAGUUCUGACAGGAGUUAUGGUUCCAGCAGGGGCAGUUACUCAACCUCUUCUUAUCCCCAUCAGUAUUGCAGGUCAAGUGGCUGGGCAGCAGGGGCUGGCCGUGUGGACAAUUCCUACAGCAACCGUGGCUGCCCUCCCAGGACUGACUGCUGCUUCUCCUACGGGGGGAAUUUUCAAGCCACCUUUAGCCGGUCUCCAAGCAGCUGCUGUGCUGAACACCGCUCUCCCGGCACCCGUGCAAGCUGCCCCACCAGCCCAGGACUCCUCGCCAGGCCAGCCCCGGCCACCAGCCCAGCCCCAGACGUUGUUCCAGACCCAGCCACUGCUGCAGACCACACCUGCCAUCCUACCGCAGCCCACUGCUGCCACCGCUGCUGCCCCCACCCCCAAGCCAGUGGACACCACCCCACAGAUCACCGUCCAGCCUGCAGGCUUUGCAUUUAGCCCUGGAAUCAUCAGUGCUGCUUCCCUUGGGGCACAGACCCAGAUCCUGGGCUCCCUCACUACAACUCCGGUCAUUACCAGCGCCAUCCCCAGCAUGCCAGGGAUCAGCAGUCAGAUCCUCACCAAUGCUCAGGGACAGGUCAUUGGAACACUUCCGUGGGUGGUGAACUCAGCUAGCGUGGCAUCCCCAGCACCAGCUCAAAGCCUGCAGGUCCAGGCCGUGACCCCCCAACUGUUGUUGAACGCCCAGGGCCAGGUGAUUGCGACUCUGGCCAGCAGUCCCCUGCCUCCACCUGUGGCUGUCCGGAAGCCAAGCACACCUGAGUCCCCUGCUAAGAGUGAGGUGCAGCCCAUCCAGCCCACACCAGUUGUGCCCCAGCCUGCUGUGGUCAUCACCAGCCCAGCUCCAGCAGCCAAGCCAUCUGCUUCUGCUCCUAUCCCCAUCACCUGCUCAGAGACCCCUACGGUCAGCCAGUUGGUGUCCAAGCCGCAUACUCCAAAUCUGGAUGAGGAUGGGAUCAACUUAGAAGAGAUCCGGGAGUUUGCCAAGAACUUUAAGAUCCGGCGGCUCUCCCUGGGCCUUACACAGACCCAGGUGGGCCAGGCUCUGACUGCGACAGAAGGUCCAGCCUACAGCCAGUCAGCCAUCUGCCGGUUUGAGAAGCUGGACAUCACACCUAAGAGUGCGCAGAAGCUGAAGCCAGUGCUGGAGAAGUGGCUGAACGAGGCUGAGCUGCGGAACCAGGAAGGCCAGCAGAACCUGAUGGAGUUUGUGGGAGGUGAGCCCUCCAAGAAGCGCAAACGUCGCACUUCCUUCACCCCCCAGGCCAUAGAGGCUCUCAAUGCCUACUUUGAGAAGAACCCACUGCCCACAGGCCAGGAGAUCACGGAGAUUGCGAAGGAGCUCAACUAUGACCGAGAGGUCGUGCGCGUCUGGUUCUGCAAUCGGCGCCAGACACUCAAGAAUACCAGCAAGCUGAAUGUCUUUCAGAUCCCGUAGGGCUCAGCCCCAGCCCUAUGUUCCAGCACUUUGUACUCUUCUUGCCUUGGCACCCAGCUGUCGCCAGUGCCGUGGCAGUACCUGUCAUCUUGCUACGUGCGGCUGUGCUUGCCCUUGGUCUGAGACUCCACUGUGUGCAUGUGCGUCGAUGCCUCCCUCGUCUUCCCCCCAUAUCUUCCAUCCUGGGGAGGGCAGAGGGACCUCCAUGAGAGCCCCAGUCUCUGGGCUGGGCGCGCCACAGGAAGGGAUUUGCAGUGAUUCUCAGAAAAGCACUUUGCUAGUAAGGUUUUGGAAAGGGGGAAUUCUGCCUGGGAACCAGAAGCUCUCUGUAUUUGGGGCAGAGCUGUAGCAUCUCGUGAGGACCCUCAGCCAUUAGCUCUUGUUUUCGAUGGCAUUCUCUUCCUUUUUCUCUUCUCCUAGGCUUCUCUGUUAGUGUGGUAGGUGUGACAGUUGAUCCAGUGGAAGCACAGCCUCACACUGCCCUCCUCACCUUGCCUACAGGUGCACUAAACCCCUGAAAGGAUCCAGGAGAUUAAAUUUAGAAAAGUGUGGUAUGCUGCUCAGAUGGUUGGACACAAAGUCUGACUGCAAGGUCAGAAGGUUCCCAAACCCAUGGGGCCAGAACAUGCGAGCUCCUCACUCAAGUUCCUUGGGAUGUGGUGAGGAUAUUGCACUAAAGCUGAAUCUUUUAUCUUGCAAUCCAUGUUGGGAGGAAGCAACAGUGAACUCUACCCAUCCUGAAGUUGUCCUGGGUCGGCUGCUGGAAUUUAGUAAGUGAGGCCAUCCUCCCAGAUUUUAAUCUAAUCUCUUCCCAUGGCCACUGCCCACAAAACAAGAACUCAUAGCCUGGAAAAUCAUCCCACUGUCCAAGCACGCAACCAGCUCUGAAGAAAAAUGAAAAGAAUACUGAGUUUCUGUCUCUUUUUCUUGUCCAUACUGAGCCCGAUCCCCUACGGGGGCCUUCUCAAAAGAGCAAAUGAAACAAAAGGCCAGGUAGCAAGGCUAUGGGCGGGAGAAUACCCAGAAGGAAAUGAUGGCCGCCCAGGGAAGUUUCUUCUGGAAGUUGACUUAACUCACAUUUUCAUUUUAACUUUGGAGAAAUCUCAUUUUGUUGGGUGGUGGAUUGGUCAUUGUGAAAGCAGUCCCCACAGUUGUCCUCUGGGUCAGGAUCUCGCCAGAUCAGGAUGAACCAGUUUGCCUCUAGAGGGGGUACCAUGUACAAUGGGAGUUGGCAUCUCAUCCAAACUGCUAAGCGAGCUGUUACCCUUUUUGUGGCUGGACAGCCCUUAAAAUUCAGUGUGUGAGCUAGGCGGUCAGGAGAGAACUAGGUUUGCGUGGAUCAGCCCAAACAUAUUGUAGAAGCUGUCCUUACAAGGCCACAAAUCCCAGGAGUGAACUACUCUUUCUCUACUUUCAUCCUUAUAGAGCCUGCAGUUUUCUUCCACUGCACUUACGAAACAUCCCCUGAGGUCGUGACCUCCGGGAAAGGGUACCUCAUCACCUCUGUUGGUCCCUGGCACAGAGCCACCUCCUAGCCUGGAUAGCUCUGCGGUGCUGUGUUUCCUCUUCUAGUUACUGAUGGUCUCUCCAGGGCCCUGCAGUGCUAGUGUGGCCGCCCUCUUGGUGCCCCUGCCAGGGGGAGGAUAGAUGUAUGUAUGCAUGCUGGUACCCUUCUGCAUUCAGACCAGCCAAGGGCAUGGUGGGCUGAAGAGGCAGGUGGGCAGCUUGCCUGAUCCAGCCUCCCAGGGGUGAGUGUGUCUCAAAGGGGAGGUGCCACACUCUGGAUCCUGGGCAUCAGCCCCUCUGUGAGAUGUCGACUCACUUGAGAGGGGUGUUAUACGCUCAUGUUCAGUAGGAGUCGUGACUAUGUCAGAGUUUGUCAAGGAGUUGGCAAAUCACACUUCAGUGAGUGAGAGAUGCAGGUUUUCAUGCUCAAAUGCUUGUAUUCAGAGGUGCUUUCUUUUGGGGGGGAGACAAAUCAGUUAUAGCUGGUGUCCUGGGAGUAGCAUAGCAAACGGUGUGGACAUGCAGGACAACACCAUCUGUCCUGUGGCCUGGCAGGAAAAAAAAAUCGUGAACCACUGGUCUAAAUUAGUCCUGGCUGUGUUUUCUCAGCCCUUCCCUCAUAUAAAUCUGUCUUCCCGAGGCUGGCUAAAACUAAGCUGUUUCUAUUCCUCUAACAGGAAGGUGGAUUGGUCUUUCAGAGAGAUGGGUGUUUGCAGGCCAGGUUCCCCAAGCGGUGGGGUACAACGUGUGUCUGAAGCAUACUGGAGGCCGUGCUUGCCACUGCACUAUGCUCUGCCCUUGCUCCCCUACCUGGGACCCUCAAAAAGCAGCUGGGGCCUAGGGCCACUUGCCAGUGAGGUGGGGUUUUUUUGUGGUGGUUUUUAUUUUUCAAUUAGUAUCAGGCUCUGAACUGAGUUGAUAUUACUUUGAUUUUGAAAGCCUCAUUCUGGCAUCAAGCCAGAGCUUGGUGGCUCCUUUGCCAUGGUAAGAUAGCGUGGGCAGAAAUGGCUAACUGUACAAUUUGUGUUUGUUUUGUUUUGAAGUGAAAGAAAGAACAAAACUUUCUAAGGCCUGCUGAAUCAGCUGAGGCCUUUGACCCUGCACUGACCACGAUAUUAUAUUCAGGCGAAGUCCAGGGAAGAAUUUGGUCAGAAGAAUUGAGGAACACACUUGAGUUUGCAGCGAGAAAUGCUGAUGUUUUUGUGUCCUUGGAAAGCCAGUCAUCUUCCUAUGCCCAGUUUCCUUUCCUGCCUCAUAGGCUAGAUUCUGACACUGGGGUUCUGACUGUCCCCAGCGCAGGGCAACACCUACCGAGGGCUGGAGGGAAUGGUGGGGAGGGGAGAAUAGGGAUGUAGUUGUGUGGAAUAAACAGUAUUUUUUCUUUUGUAA
Molecule: messenger RNA, 7014 nt
Organism: Fukomys damarensis (Damara mole-rat)
Lineage: Eukaryota; Metazoa; Chordata; Mammalia; Rodentia; Bathyergidae
Gene: Pou6f1
Product: POU class 6 homeobox 1
Exons: 11
Coding region: 2284-4119 (611 amino acids)
Biological process (GO): regulation of transcription by RNA polymerase II
Molecular function (GO): DNA-binding transcription factor activity, RNA polymerase II-specific; RNA polymerase II cis-regulatory region sequence-specific DNA binding
Source: RefSeq, a predicted model, not a curated record